Messenger RNA from Acanthisitta chloris (rifleman), 1646 nucleotides. RefSeq names its product ran-binding protein 3-like. Gene Ontology annotation, molecular function: GTPase activator activity. Gene Ontology annotation, biological process: protein export from nucleus. The record is from RefSeq and is a predicted model, not a curated record. Gene Ontology annotation, cellular component: cytoplasm; nuclear pore. The annotation marks the transcript as partial. The transcript has 14 exons. Lineage: Eukaryota; Metazoa; Chordata; Aves; Passeriformes; Acanthisittidae.
AGAUCAGCAGAUGGAUCAAGCCCAGAAGAUGGAGAUGAGUCUGACCGGGAGGAUGGGAGCUACUGCCCCCCUGUGAAACGGGAGAGGACCUCGUCCCUCACUCAGUUCCCUCCUUCCCAGUCAGAGGAGAAGAGCAGUGGGUUCCGGCUGAAGCCACCGAUCCUCAUCCAUGGACAGGCACCUAGUGCAGGUGUGCCCAGCCAGAAACCCAAGGAGCAGCAGCGCAGUGUGCUCCGACCCGCAGUGCUCCAGCCCCCUCAGCCCAAAGCCUUCUCCCAGAUGGUUCUCAGCAGUGGCACCAAUGGGGUAAAUAUCCCACCAGAGUCUGCAGCCACAUCAGAGUCACCAAGUGAUGCAGCACUGAAAAGUUCUGACUCUGAAGACAAGGCAGGAGAGUGUCAGAAAAAGGAGCCCAGCAACACUUCAGAUGAUGACAGCUCUGAGAAGGCAGAGCUGAAUGCACAACAAGCAUUUGUAUUUGGGCAAAACCUAAGGGACAGAGUUAAGCUGGGAGAUGAAAGUGAUGAAGGUGCUGAUGUGCAGAAUGUUGGCAUUCCAACAUCAGAUGUACCUUCUGCAACUAACUACUUCCUACAGUACAUCAGCUCCAGUGCAGAGAACUCUACAAACAGUGCAGACACAUCCAGCAACAAGUUUGUGUUUGGCCAGAACAUGAGUGAGCGAGUCCUAAGUCCACCCAAAUCAAAUGAAGGGAGUACAGAGAGCAACAAGGAGAAUGCUGCUACAGAGUCUGGCUCUGAAUCAUCUUCUCAGGAAGCCACACCAGAGAAAGCUAAUAAUAUUUCAGAGUCCCUGGCAGAGUCUGCAGCAGCCUACACUAAAGCCACAGCAAGGAAGUGUUUGUUGGCCAAGGUGGAAGUGAUCACUGGGGAGGAAGCUGAGAGCAAUGUGUUACAGAUUCAGUGCAAGCUGUUUGUGUUUGAUAAAAGCUCUCAGUCCUGGGUGGAGAGGGGUCGAGGGCUCCUGAGACUCAACGACAUGGCCUCAACAGAGGACGGAACGCUACAGUCCCGGCUGGUGAUGAGGACUCAGGGGAGUCUCAGGUUAAUCCUAAAUACCAAGCUCUGGGCUCAGAUGCAGAUUGACAAAGCCAGUGAGAAGAGCAUCAGAAUCACUGCCAUGGACACAGAGGACCAGGGAGUUAAAGUUUUCCUUAUAUCAGCAAGCUCUAAAGACACAGGGCAGCUGUAUGCUGCAUUGCACCAUAGGAUCUUGGCCCUGAGGAGUAGAGUGGAGCAAGAGCAGGAAGUCAAGAAUGUAGCACCUGAGCCAGAGGUAACACAGUCCAACGAGGAAGACAGUGAUGAUGAUGUCAUUGCACCUUCAGGAUCAGUUGGAAGUGGUCCCACUGAUGAAGGUGAUGGGCAGAACGUUGGCAGCACAUAGCAGAUGUGAGCCCACCUGCUUGCAAGGCUGCUCUGAACACCAUCUUGCAGGCACCUCUGGAUCCCCCAGGCCAGCAAUUAUUUCAGGCAGUGUUGAAGGCUCCAGGACUUAAGGACUGUGCAUCCCUCUUCUGUUUGUUUGGUUUUUUGGUCUGGAUCAGUAGAUUCCACACAGAAAAAGCAGACUUGGAAACUACCUGAAUGUGGUUUGGGACGUGAAAGCUCAUCAUAUUGAUGAGC